Molecule: messenger RNA, 1084 nt
Organism: Schizosaccharomyces octosporus yFS286
Lineage: Eukaryota; Fungi; Ascomycota; Schizosaccharomycetes; Schizosaccharomycetales; Schizosaccharomycetaceae
Product: cyclophilin family peptidyl-prolyl cis- trans isomerase Cyp3
Exons: 6
Coding region: 477-998 (173 amino acids)
Biological process (GO): protein folding; protein peptidyl-prolyl isomerization
Cellular component (GO): intracellular membrane-bounded organelle
Molecular function (GO): peptidyl-prolyl cis-trans isomerase activity
Source: RefSeq, a predicted model, not a curated record
UAAAGAGUUACUGAAUUCUGAACAGGCUUCACCCAAACCCAAUAUCUUCCAAUUGGAAUGUAUAAUUAGCAGUAAAAAAAGUUUUUUUUAAUGGUUUACGGAUCAUCGUGAAAUGGUUUCCUGCCAAGUGUAGUGUAGUAUAUGAGGAAUUUAUCAAUUUUGACACCCUCCCUAUUUAUCGUUUAAAAAUGUUGUUAAAUUUAUUUCAAUCAUUUCCUUUACAAUGUUUUUGAUUCUCAAUUGCUUUUUUGUUUUAUAGACUAAGUGCGAGAAGUUCCAUACAAUUUUUAAUACGAAUCCAUCAUCAACCCUUUGAAGCAUACAUAAGUCAUAAAUAAAAAGACCGACUUUUGCCGUCCCCGAUAUCCCGUAUAUUCCGUCCUGAAAUUUCUUUUUUUCUUUUUUCAUCUCUUUACUUUUACAUUGUUCUUUCGUUGGCCUCUGAUUGAAGAAUUUCAUUUGCCUAGUUACGGACUAUGAGCGAAGAGCCUGUAGUAUUUUUUGAUAUUGGGAUUGGAGGUAAUUAUAUUGGAAGAGUCAGAUUUCGCUUGUUUUCAAAUACCGUUCCCAAAACAGCUGAAAAUUUCAGACAAUUUUGUACUGGAGAAGCCAAAGGACCAAAUCGAAACCCAAUUGGAUAUAAAAAUGCAACCUUUCACAGGAUUAUCCCGGAUUUCAUGAUCCAAGGAGGGGAUUUUGUUAGUGGUGAUGGUACAGGCAGCACUACUAUUUAUGGUUCCCGUACAUUCCCCGAUGAGAACUUUGCUUUGAAGCAUGACAGACCCGGUUUGCUAAGUAUGGCGAACGCCGGUAAAGACUCUAAUGGGUGUCAAUUUUUCAUUACCACUGUACCCUGUGACUUUCUAGACGGAAAGCACGUCGUAUUUGGUGAAGUAAUUGAAGGAUUUGACGUUGUAAAACAAAUUGAGUCUACGCCAGUUGGUACCAGUUCCCGCCCAAAAAUGAAUGUAGUUAUCAUGGAGUGUGGUGAAAUGUAAUUUUUAUUCGAGAAUUAGCAAAAUUAUUAAAAACAUCAAUGGAAAGUAUCUAUCAAUUCAUUUGUGCGUAUCCUUUUGUUUCGAAA